AUGGGGCUUGUUCUUCUUCUUCCAAGUCUAGUGAUGCUUGUUCUUCUUCUAUGCUUUGAAUCUCUUCCUCAUGUCAGGGCUCAGUCCACUACUACUACUACUACUACUACUGCAUCUGGGUCUUCUUCAACAAGGGAAGCAAGGACCUUGGAUGCACUUCUCCAACAAUAUGCUUAUAGGGCUUUGGUGAAUCCAAAAACAGGUACCAUUUACAAUGCAACUCAACUUCCUUCUAAUUUGACUGGGAUUGAGGUUGGGGCAUUGAGAUUAAGGAGUGGCAGUUUGAGGAGAAAAGGCUUCCAGAUGUACAAUGAGUUUGGAAUUCCCAACGGACUCAUUGAGAGUCCAUAUGUAGAAAGACUGGUUUUGGUGUACCAAAAUUUGGGUAAUUGGUCCACCAUGUAUUACCCUUUGCCUGAUUAUACUUACUUGGCUCCAGUUCUGGGACUACUAGCUUAUGAUGGUUCAAAUUUGUCAGCUACAAAUUUAUCAGAGCUAGAUAUAAAUACAUCUGAUGAACCUAUAUUGGUCAAGUUCCGGGAUGUAAAAUCAGCUCCUCAAGGUACUAUUGCAAAAUGUGUUUGGUUUGAUUUAAAGGGUUCUUCCAAUUUCAGCAAUGUAACUGGAGGCAACACAUGUUCUUCUUCCCAACAGGGCCAUUUCUCUAUAGUGGUUAAAUCCACUACUCCUCCAGCACCAGCCUCUCCUGCACCUGCUGGUGCUCCAAAAGGGGGAGCAGUACCAAAUGCUCCAAGAGAAGGUAAGAAGAAGAGUAAAAGGAAACUGUGGAUUAUUGUUGGGUCUGUCUUGGGGGGACUAGCAUUGCUGGUGGUGUUGUCAUUUCUAGUUUUGUGGAUGAACAAAUACAAACAGAAGAAGAAAAUGCAACAGAUGGAAAGGGUAUCAGAGUUAGGAGAAGCUCUUCAAAUGGCCUCUAUUGGGGAUACAAAAGCACCAGCUGCAACAGUUAUGAGAACACAACCAAUCCUUGAACAUGAGUAUGCACCAUGACACAAUAUUUUUUAACAAUCUUCAGUUGCCAUUCCACUCAUAUUCAUGUCAAUUUACUGUAUUCAGAUAUUCUUCUAAUCACACCUCUCUUUUUUUUUUUCUGGUGCCAC
Molecule: messenger RNA, 1121 nt
Organism: Gastrolobium bilobum
Lineage: Eukaryota; Viridiplantae; Streptophyta; Magnoliopsida; Fabales; Fabaceae
Exons: 1
Coding region: 1-1011 (336 amino acids)
Cellular component (GO): membrane
Source: RefSeq, a predicted model, not a curated record